UCGACAUGGUCGGGACAUAGAAGGGGGUGCGCGGCUAAAUAAGUUUGGGAACCACUGGUUUAGUGUAAGUCAUAACGGAAAAAACUUCAUCAUUGUUUAGCAAAAGUCACACUGUCCUUGUCUCAAGCUAACUAAUACCAUUGUAUGAAUCUUUAUGAAGCCAAGUACAUAUUGUAAAUAUUCAGAAGGACAUUCAUUCUCUGGCACUUAAACCAAUCUACACUGAACCCAGCUUAAUGCUCAUUUUGAAGUCCAAGCCAAAUAUGUAAAUACUGACUAACCUUUAAGGAUAAACUUUUAACCAUAAGCCACAUUCAUCUUCCAGCUCUACCAUUCUGUAACAUCACUUCAGUUAAAUAUUGAUUUCUAUAACAUCAAGUAUCAGUGGAAAAGUUAAAGCCGACGUUGGUUCAAGUUUCUGUUGAUUCCAAACAGAGAUGUCUGCCCAGGUCAGACUGAAGCUGCUCCCUAGAGCCAGGUGUUUGGAUGAUGACCGCGUCCAGGUGAAGGUGAGCGGGCUGAGGUCGAGGCAGGUGGUCGCCAUGAGAGCCAGAUCCACUGAUGAGAGGGGAGUGGUGUUCAGCUCCUCGGCCACCUACAGAGCUGAUGGUAACGGGGAGAUCGACCUGAACAGAGACGCCUCACUCUGUGGGAGCUACUAUGGAGUAGAACCCAUGGGUCUGCUGUGGUCCAUGAGGUCAGAGACCAUGCACAAAAGGUUUCAGAAGACUAAUUCUUCAAAACCACGUGUGGUGAAGUUCUCUGUUCAUGAAGUGAAGGGCAGGAUGCUGGCUGAGGCCACUAAUGAGAGGUUGCUCAUGGGAGAUGGAUUCAGCCGGGUUCCUGUCAGUCAGGGGAAUGUUUCUGGUAUCCUGUUCACUCCUCCAGGUGAAGGUCCAUUUCCUGCUGUGCUGGAUUUUAGGACUGUGUUCUGUGACAGAAGAGCCAGUCUGCUGGCCAACAAAGGCUUUGUUGUUCUUGCAGUAACUUUGUUCCCAGACAAACCCCUGAAGGACAAACAGAUCCACCUGGACCACUUUGAAGAUGCUGUGAACUUCUUACAAAAACUACCUAAGGUGGGCAGUAAAGGAGUUGGAAUACUGACCCAUUCAAAGUGUGCAGAUGUUGCUCUCUCACUCUCAGCAUUUGUGCCCGGUGUUGAAGCUGUUGUUUGGGUCAAUGGCUGCUCUGCCAAUGCAGCUUUCCCUCUUUACUACAAGAAUGAGCUCAUUCUUCCUGCAUUAAUGUAUGAUGUCAGUAAAAGGGUGCCCACUGAGUCAGGGGCCUUCAUUUGCAAAUAUUGUCUGAGGAAUCCUCUAGAAAGAGAAAACAGGGCCACCAUGAUCCCAAUUGAACAAGCCUCUAGUCGUUUCCUCUUUGUGGCGUCAGAAGACGACCUGAACUUGGACAGCAAGACCUACAUGGACCAGCUGGUGGAGAGGCUGAGGAGUCAUGGGAAGCACAAUUUUGAGACCGUGAGUUACCCUGGCGCUGGACACUUCCUGAAUCCUCCUUAUGGACCGUUCUGCUCCUCAAGCUUUCAAGGUACUACAACCAUCCCAGUUCUGUGGGGGGGUGAACCCAGCUCCCAUGCUGCAGCUGAGGUCCAUGCAUGGAAGAAGAUCCAGGAGUUUUUUAAGACUCACUUGAGCUGUGAUGCUGCUCAGAGUAGAUCCAAGUUAUGAUCGGUAGUUACUAUGCUGCACACAGAUGGAAUCAGCUUCCCUAUCACCCCAAAUUUGCCCCAACUCUAGUAACUUUUAAAUCAAAAUUAAAAACCUUCAUGUAUUCAUCCGCCUUUGAAUAAAUGUUUCUUAUGCUGCACCUUCUGCACUGUAGCUGCUAACAUUUUGGCUUUGCCUUUUAUCUGUGCUCACAUGGUGCUCUCACAAGGAUGGACUUGGGCAUUUUCAAGACAUCACCUGUGUGGUGGCUGUGGUUGGCACUAAAUGCUCUAUGGAUUAUUAUUGUGUUUUUCUCAGCAAAAAGUGUUACUUUUAUAUAUCCUCAUGUAGUUGGCGCAGUGAUAUUUUGGUCUUGUUGUAUUUUGUGUCCCAUUUUUUUCUUUCUCUCUCUUUCUGCAGGUCUAGAACUAAAUUCUUGCUUGUCAUUUAUUGUUUAUGUUUGUGAACACUCCUUCACCACCUCUUCCUUUGGUCUCCCCCUUUCUCUUGCACUUAUUUCUCCAUGACCGUUGGUAUAUUAAACAACCGAAAAUAUUUCAAAAAAGUUUUGGUAUCAGGAGUGGUGUUAUAGCAGAAGCUAUAGUGCUCUGCCUCUGAGAAUUAAACUGCAAGGCUUGUCUUUGGCAUUCAGACAUUGAUUUUGAUUACUUCACUGCCAGACAGGACACGGUAUGUAUAAAAAAUAACAAUUGUCAGUACUGAAGCUUGAUGACAAUUCUAUUGAAAAAGUUACUGAACCAUAUUAUCAUGAGUGUGAAUAAAAGUGAUGCUUGUUUUAA
Molecule: messenger RNA, 2464 nt
Organism: Nothobranchius furzeri (turquoise killifish)
Lineage: Eukaryota; Metazoa; Chordata; Actinopteri; Cyprinodontiformes; Nothobranchiidae
Product: acyl-coenzyme A thioesterase 1-like
Biological process (GO): acyl-CoA metabolic process; fatty acid metabolic process
Molecular function (GO): fatty acyl-CoA hydrolase activity
Source: RefSeq, a predicted model, not a curated record